AAAAAUGGCGAGCACCAGAAGUCUGAUGUCCUUGGUGAAGCAGAGUUCCCCUCAACGGUUUCUGAGGUUCUACCCUCCCCAUUAUCCUCCUCCUCAAGAUGUUGCUGCGACCAUGCCAUACUGGAUGUACCGUCAUCUAGACGAGACACAAUCGGCUAUCCAAGAAAAGGCUAAAGGAGACUGGAAGGAACUGACCGAUGAGGACAGAAUUCAACUUUACCGAGCCUACCAUCCGGUAACAUUCGCUGAGAUGCAGUACCCUCCCUCCUACGGGUUCCAGGUGUUUGGUGGUUUCUUCUGGCUCAUCUCACUCGCAUUCCCUAUCUUCUAUUUGAUAAAGAAAUACGUCCUAAACCCCGCACCCUUCCAACUUCAUCCUGAUUAUAUGAAUAUGUUGGAGGACAGGUUAGAUGCGCUCCAUAACCAUCCUGUGUGGGGACCAGCCGAUAAGUACUAUGAUGACGGAGUUCUCCAACCAAGGAAGGAUGGCGAAUGGUAAUCUCAACUUCUCAGAACCAACGAACUUUUAGCUAGCCAAGACUCAAUUCGUUAAUUUAUUCAUAAAAGUUUGGACCCUGCGAUCUUUUGGAGAAGCUUUCUGAGCAUAUCAUGUGUUUCCUUCAUGAUUCAAGCAUUUGCAAUCGUAUUAUUUGAAUUUUGGUCAUUUAAUUGCAUCUUUAUCUUCCUCUAGGUAAAAUUCAAUUAUUAGUCUAACUUACUAAUUGAUAAGUCUAACUUACUAAUUGAUUCAUUUGUUUAUACAACUUUUCUUCAUUUCUGUUGAUAACCUUGAUGCACUAGAAAGUCCGUUCACAUAUAUGAAUUAGUAAAAUUAGUGUUUUGUAUCAAA
Messenger RNA from Bolinopsis microptera, 850 nucleotides. RefSeq names its product cytochrome c oxidase subunit 4 isoform 1, mitochondrial-like. NCBI's taxonomy places the organism in Eukaryota, Metazoa, Ctenophora, Tentaculata, Lobata, Bolinopsidae. Gene Ontology annotation, biological process: mitochondrial electron transport, cytochrome c to oxygen. Bases 5 to 499 code for a protein of 164 amino acids. The transcript is spliced from 4 exons. The record is from RefSeq and is a predicted model, not a curated record.